UUCAGUUGACAUGAUACAUGUGGACCAUGUCUGAUCUUCCCAUGCAGGACCCUCUUGCUCUGAUGACAAAUACUAGUUACUGGGAAAUGAUGGGAUGGCCACCAGGGAUUUAACAAUAGGAAUAAUCUACGUUUCACAGACUAUAGUUGGUAUCCUGGGGAAUUUCUCUCUUCUUUACCGUUAUAUCUUCCUGUACUUCACUGAGCGCAAGUUAAGGUCCACAGACUUGAUUCUCAAGCACCUAACUGUCGUCAACUCCUUGGUCAUUCUCUCUAAAGGAAUUCCCCAGACAAUAGCAGCUUUUGGGUUCAAAGAUUUCCUCAACGAUUUUGGAUGCAAACUUGUUUUCUAUGUUUACAGAGUGACCAGGGGUGUGUCCAUUGGUAGCACCUGUCACUUGAGUAUCUUCCAGACCAUCACCAUUUGCCCCAGGAACUCCAGGUGGGCAGAGCUUAAGGUGAAAGCUCCCAAGUACAUUGUAUUCACCAUUUUUCUGUGCUGGAUCCUGCACAUGCUGUUAAAUAUCACUUUUCCUAUGUUUCUGACUAGCAAUUGGAGCAAAAACAACAUCACAAACAAAAAAGACUAUGGAUACUGUUCUUCUGUGUAUCAUGACAAAACUGCAAACUCAUUGUACACAUUAUUGUUAGCAUUCCCUGAUGUUGUGUGUGUGGGACUCAUGUUCUGGGCCAGUAGCUCCAUGGUUUUCAUCCUUCACAGACACAAGCAACGGGUCCAAAACAUUCAUAGGAACAAUGUCUCCCCGAAAUCCUCCCCUGAGACCAGAGCCACCCAAACCAUCCUUGUCCUUGUGAGCACAUUUGUGUCUAUUUACACCAUCUCCUCCAUCUUGAACAUUUGUCAGUCUGUUUUUACUCAUCCCAGUUGGUUGCUGGUGAACAUGGCUGUGCUAACUGCUGCAUGUUUUCCAACUGUCAGCCCCUUUGUCCUCAUGAGCCGUGACUCCCGUGUCUCCAGACUGUGCUUUGCCUGGAUGAGAAAGAAAAAAUCCCCUGAUCUUAUCAGAAAUACCUAA
Molecule: messenger RNA, 1036 nt
Organism: Loxodonta africana (African savanna elephant)
Lineage: Eukaryota; Metazoa; Chordata; Mammalia; Proboscidea; Elephantidae
Product: vomeronasal type-1 receptor 4-like
Exons: 1
Coding region: 95-1036 (313 amino acids)
Biological process (GO): G protein-coupled receptor signaling pathway
Cellular component (GO): membrane
Molecular function (GO): pheromone receptor activity
Source: RefSeq, a predicted model, not a curated record